This is a messenger RNA of Tachyglossus aculeatus (Australian echidna), 624 nucleotides long. RefSeq names its product alpha-1-acid glycoprotein-like. NCBI's taxonomy places the organism in Eukaryota, Metazoa, Chordata, Mammalia, Monotremata, Tachyglossidae. Gene Ontology annotation, biological process: regulation of immune system process. The coding region runs from base 1 to 624 and encodes 207 amino acids. The transcript has 6 exons. The record is from RefSeq and is a predicted model, not a curated record.
AUGGCAUUGGUCUGGGCUAUCAUCGUGCUGAGCUCCCUCCCCUUGCUCCUUGCCCAGCCCCAGGACUGUGCCUCCCGCUUGCCAGGGGCCAUCGACAGCAGCACGGUGGGCAAGCUGAAAGGCAAAUGGUACCUGACUGCAUCGGCUGAUGCCUCUUCUUCCGGACAGGAACUGAUCUCCCUGAUCCAGGCGGCCUACAUAUUUCUGUACCCUAAUCCAGCCGGGAACAAGAUCACCACAAGGACAUACACCACUAUGAGGUCCACAUGUAUACAUAACCUGAACCACCUCUCCAUCCAGAGAAUCAACAACACCACGUUCUGGACAGAGCGGGAACUAUUGAACUUACUGCUGCCCCUGACUGCCAACCUGGAGGAGAACUUCGUGCUGGUGUUCUCCCCAGACAGCAAGCAGCACCGCGGCCUCGUUCUCUAUGGUCGGAAGCCCACCGUGAGCAAAGAGCAGCGUGAAGCCCUCCAGGUCCCUUUGAACUGCCUGGGCCUCCAGGGACAGGAAGUGUAUUAUACCCAGGGCCAGGAUGAGUGCAAGAAGCAGGCAAAGGAAGAUGAGGAUCGGGAGAAGGAGGAAAGAGGGACAACUGAGACCGACAAGGUUCCCAGAUAG